Molecule: messenger RNA, 6669 nt
Organism: Dicentrarchus labrax (European seabass)
Lineage: Eukaryota; Metazoa; Chordata; Actinopteri; Moronidae
Gene: waslb
Product: WASP like actin nucleation promoting factor b
Exons: 7
Coding region: 2605-4065 (486 amino acids)
Biological process (GO): regulation of Rho protein signal transduction; potassium ion transport; actin filament organization
Cellular component (GO): membrane
Molecular function (GO): actin binding; voltage-gated potassium channel activity; small GTPase binding
Source: RefSeq, a predicted model, not a curated record
AGUGUUUUUCCUGUCAGUAACUUCAGAAAUAAACAGAAGAGACGUGUAAAGCCCGAGUCAGAGCUGUAUCUGAUGGUAUCCUGUUUGGUAUGUCAGAUGGGUGGAGUUUCAGGAUCAUUCAGACAACUCAAGACUGUAUAUCCUGUCCCUAACAUUGUGGAAACUAUAUAGCAUUCAUAGGAUUUCAUAUUCUCUGUAGGAAGAAUAAAUUGAACACCACAAAGACUGACUAUAUAACUAGAGAUUAGUUAAAUUAUACCUAUUAUCAACUAAAUCAUCAGCUGUAUGUAUUCACAUUGUCUGGUAAGACAUCAUCAUCUGUGUCUAAUUUGCUUACAACAUACUUUACUAAGCAGGUUUUCAGUAUAAAAACACUCUUUUAUUGUGCUGUUGAUACACACACUGUUGUCCCACAAUGCAAAGCUCAAAGUUAAUAGAGUUCGUAACAAACGAACAAUUUAUUCUUUAGUUAAAUCAGCAGAGGCAUUAUAAAAUGCUUGAUUGAUAUGUAUUAGGAAGUAUGCUCUGUACUGUACUAUAAUGGAAGUACUAUGUAGUGUAGGAAUAGGACACUGUUAUUGUCUGCUCUACUUCCUAUCCUCCAUUGUACUUUCCUCCUUUAGUGCAGUGUGUUUCUAUAAGAUAAGAUAAGAGCUUAAAACAACAGGAAAAACAAGUUGUCCGGUUGUAAACACAAACAGCUUUAUACACAUUGUCCACUAAUGCAGGCUGGUUUUGUUUUGUAUAAUAAUGAGUGAAACUGGGUAAGAAUCCAAAGGAAAAGAAAGUCUGUGAUCACAAUACCAUUACAGUACGAUUACAUUCAGUCUGACAUAGUAUUACAGCGCCCUGCAGCGGAGUUUUGAUCUGUGAACUACGUACCCUUCACGGUCUGACGACUCAGUGUGGUCUGAUGACUAAACAGAUUUGUGGAUAUGCACACUUUUGUUUUUGGACAUACGGCAUUAGACACAUAGCCUAGUUUUACACACAGGAGGGAGCCAGUUUUGGACCGACACACAGCAUGAUUUGACGCAGCUGGCUUAUUAAUAAUCUGUGUGUGUGUGUGCAUGCAGCCGUGCAGAGGUCAUCAGCACACAGAUGACACAUUUACGCUUUUAGCUGAUGCUCGUAUUCAGAGCAGCUUAACGGCACCGGGCAUGUGGAUGCUUUGCUUUGGGUCACAUGCUCCCAGAUGCCAUAUAUGGUCGUACCUGACGUGUCUAAAAGACCAUGUAACUCUGCGAUAUACAGUGAACCAUUUUGGGGUUAAUGGUUGAUUUCCUUUGAAGUGUUUUCUAAAAGAAAGGUGUUCCGUUUACCUGCCAUGCAUGAACGCUUAUACCAGUUUCUACUUUGUCAUGCAAGAUUCCUGAAUAAGAACAUUUUGUGUGGGAAUUGGUUCAUUUCCAAAGGAAGUCAUACUUGUCCUCCCACAGGAACAUCUCCUCUCCAUCUCCAUCUGUCUCACUCUCACUUAAGAUUACCACAUCAUAGCUCUGUUACUCUCUGUCAUCUCCAGUCUGGCUCUUGUUGUCCUUAUAUUCUGCCCUUUUUCCUCCUGCUGCCCUUUCCAGCUCUCCCCUCCUCAUCAUUUGGCCAUCAUCUGCCCUCUGCUCUUCAUUUAAUGACUUCAUUUUCCUCUUUUCUCCGUCUGCCUCAGUUGCUCUUCCUUUCUCGCCUUUUUGUCCCACCCGCGGAUUCAUCAUGUCGUAGAAACCGCUGAGAUUAACGUGGGAUUAUGCACGGUAGGGUUUUAAUGGUUACGUAAAAGUCAGCACUAAAUCCAGAAUGAUUUGCUGGGAUUAGAUGCAUUUGUGUGUUUUGCAGAGAGAGGGAGGAGACGGUAGUGGAGGUGGGUGGAGAAAACGAUCACAGCGAGCCAAUCCGAGCAUGAUAAUCUUAACAGUGUGCCCUGCUGAGAUGGAAAGUCAAGGGAAUAGAAGAUGAUUCCAAGAUGGAUAGAAAAUAUGCAGAGCUUAGACACACAGAUAAAGCAGGGAAUUGUGAACAAUUUGCAUAAAAGAAAACGGUUGCUGUGAUGGAAGGAAUGCAAGAGGACGAGUAAACUUUGGCUGUUGGCUGGCGAAGUGUUGGCGAGCUCUUUUCCCUUCUGAUGGCAUCGCUGGACGCCUGCCUUCACAGCUCAGACAGUAUGCGUGUAAACUCCACCAGAUGUCUGACGAGGAUAUUAAUUCCGUAAAUGCAGACUGUUGCAUCAAGUCCGUCACAAUUUGGCUUAUUGUGUGUGCUGGUGUUUUGGUCGUGUUUUGAAAACCUUCGGGAUCAUCUUGGCUUUCAGGUUUCAGUCAAGAGAAAACCUUUCACCUAAGAAGACUGGAAUCAGUUCUGAAACAACACAACAAAUGGAUUUUGCUUUGUACCUGCCUACAGAGUCGGGUUGAAGAGGAAGUUGUCCUUUUUGGGAAGCAUUCUUUCCCUCUUGGGGGUGAUUUGAGAUUUCUUUCUUGACUGAGAACGAGGACCUCAGAACGUGGCUGUUUCUGAACCACCAAUCUACGUUCAAAUUCAUUUAUUUGAACCAGGGUCUUCCUUGGUGUGUCCAUCUCGAGCCAUAUUGCUCAUGCCCAGUCAGCUCCUACAAUGAUGUUCUGCACCACCUUCCUGUCUGCUCCCUCUGAGGACCUCAAUUGUGAGGGCAGUGGAGGAGGAGGAGCAGUAGGAGGUGGAGGUCUGAGCCCAGGGAGUUGCCUGUCAUCUUUACACUGCCUGGUUCUCCCCCAGGACGAACUGUACCCACCUCUCUCCGACCCGACCGCUCAGCUCUCCGUCUGCCCCAAAGAGCGAGCGCACAAGUUGGUUGGCAAAAUGCUUCUCGACGUCAGCAUGACCACCUGCAGAGCAAGAGACAGUGGGUGCAUUUGGGACAGGGUGAGAAGGCGGCGCUGUCGGUCCGCCUCGCCUUCGCCCAGCAAAACUCCCAAAAGUCCAUGUAGUGAGAGUGUUAAAGGCCCAACGUUGCCCAUGGCUACCGUGGACAUCAAAAACCCAGAGAUCAGCAAUGUACAACGUUACCAUAACAACUCUCAGGUGAACAACAUUGUCCACUCCUCCUUCCCCAAGAAGGAGAAGAAGACCAAGGGGAAGAAGAAGCGGUUAACCAAGGCGGACAUCGGCACACCGAGCAACUUCCAGCACAUUGGGCAUGUAGGAUGGGAUCCAAACACAGGCUUUGAUUUGAAUAACUUGGACCCAGAGCUGAAGAACCUGUUUGAUAUGUGUGGCAUCUCUGAGGCUCAGCUGAAGGAUAAGGAGACCUCUAAGGUCAUCUAUGACUUCAUCGAGAAGAAAGGAGGUGUAGAAGCUGUCAAAAAUGAGCUACGGAGACAAGCUCCUCCACCCCCUCCAUCCAGAGGUGGCCCUCCUCCCCCACCCCCACACCACAGCUCAGCUCCUCCCCCUCCCCCUCCCCCUGCCCGGGGGCGAGGUGCCCCGCCGCCUCCUCCCCCCUCCAGAGCUCCCAUCUCCGCGCCCCCUCCUCCCCCUCCAUCCCGGCCGGGCAUGUCCGCCCCGCCGCCGCCUCCCCCGCCCAGCCGAGGCUCCCUCCCGCCUCCCCCUCCACCGGCCCACGCCUCAAUUCCUGUGGCGCCUCCCCCGCCGCCUCCUCCUUCCUCAUCCUCAACUCCAUCCAGUACUGGUGGACCACCUCCUCCCCCUCCUCCUCCACCGCCCCCUGGCCCUCCACCCCCUGCCCCUCCGCUGCCCACGGAGGCUAACGGAGGGGACGGCGGUACAGUUGGGAAGUCGGCACUGCUGAGUCAGAUCAGAGAGGGCACCCAGCUGAAGAAGGUGGAGCAGAAAGAGAGGCCGGUGUCCAGCACCGGCAGAGACGCGCUCCUGGACCAAAUCCGACAAGGAAUCCAACUUAAACCGAGGGAGGAAAACACAGAUUCAGCUCCUUCCACCCCGGCACCCUCGGCAGGCAUCGUGGGGGCUCUGAUGGAGGUGAUGCAGAAACGGAGCAAGGCUAUUCACUCUUCGGAUGAGGAUGAUGAUGAUGAAGACGAGGAGGACUUUGAGGAUGAAGAUGAAUGGGAGGACUAGCGAUAUUUUGUUUUGUUUUUUUUGUCCCCUCCCCCAAAAACCCCUGGAUGAUUCUGACACUAAAAUUGUUCUUGUCUUUCUAAAAAAAGAAAUCUUUAAUUUCAAAAUUAUAAAUGUAAAUGUUCUAUCGAUUUGCUGUAUAUUUUUGUUGCCUUUAUGCUUUUUUUUUUAUUAAUCUGUGCAAUACCUCAUUUAAUCUGUAAAUGUUUGUCAUUCUCAUAUCUUAGGUUGUUGUUUCUUCAUCUCCGUCACUGUCCGUCUCUGUUGGUCUCCAUCUCCGUCACUCGAUAGCAAUAUGUCACAUGUCUCAUUUUAGCUGUUUGGCUUUCUCCGUCUCUACCCAUCUUUCUCCUCCUCCUCCCACGUCCCCCAAACUCUUCUCCUCUAUCUGUCGCUCCAUCCUGUCAGCCAACCUUCAUAUUUUCUGCCUCCCAUCAUCCCAUCACACACACGUUCCCUCCGUGUUGCUCUCCACGUGUUCCCACUCCCCAGAUUGACAUGUGCAAUUUUACAUCAAGUUGUCUCUUGAAACUUAGAGUUGAAUGUUGUUUUUUUUCUUUCUUUUCUUUUGGUCAGUGAUUGAAGGGGGAGGGCUUACAAAAUUCCACAAAUCCUUCAUCAAUCAUGUCGUCAUUGUUCGUCAGGAAAAAAAAAUUAACUAUUUUCAUACCCUAUUGCUCUCUAGUUUAUUUUUACGAAUUCAAAUGAUCCUAGUUUAGCACUCAUAUUUUCUUAAAACAAAGAAGAAAAAAAGGAAAAGGCUCUUUUUGGAAUAUUUAGCUUCGUUUUGCUGUCGACUGUAAAUUUGCUCCAGAGUUUGAGUCUUGUUAUAUUUUUGCACAGAUUGAAAGAGAGGACUCGCUGCAUGAAUACAGGACAUUUUUCAGGUCUGUAUCAUUAUGGAACAUCCAUGUGCUUUAAGUAAUGUGGCAAAAUACACUUGGACGUUUUUAAACCGUUAACCCACCGCAGUACACACAUGAAGAUGGCCCCGGCAAGUAUGGCUGGCUAUCUGUUGUGAAUUGUAGUUUUUUUUUUUGUCACUGUCACACUACAGAUUCAGUUCAAAUUGUGUUUUGCUUUUUAUCUUUUUUUUUUUUUUUUUUUUACAGAAGCAAGCAGAGUAUUCAAACAUGCCUGUUUGUUGGAAUCAGGUGAUCGUGUAAAGCUUUGAGGAAUAAAGACAUUUUAGUUUUACACACCUGAUGCUUAUAAUGGGUCCAUAUGCUCAGUUACUGUACAGAAACAGCGGGGCUAAAGUAGUGUUGCUCCUGUAUUUAGACACUAAGUACUGACACAGUGUAUGGAGAAACACUAGAUUCAUGGCAUUAUUCAAACGAGUAUCAAUAUUUUCUUGACUAACUAGUAAAUCAUGAGGUGUAAUAUAGGAAUUACUUGUUAAAAAGAACAGUGGUCAAUUAUUCUCUACAAAGACCAAGUAGUUGGAUGUCGACAUGUAUUUUAUCUAAACUAAAUAUUUCCCAAUAAUUCUUGCUAUGCGUUUAUUUAAAGGUAGGUUUGUCACAAAGGACAAACAUUUAAAUGCAAAAUUGUCAGUCAAUUACAAACAGGAUUAAAAAAAAUCUGCUUCUUUAUUUUUAAUAAAAGACAACUGCAAUGGCAUAACUUGUCCCAGUGUGGUAAACCCAACCAGUGUGGCUCAAAACAGUAAAAAUCCGAUAAAGUCACCUGUUUGUAACUGCUACCUAACAUGGAGACGCUAUACUUACACAUUGCUUUCUAACCAACGAGAGUAGAUAUGUUUCUCUCUUUUUAAAGCUACUGUAACUUGCUUAACAACCGCAACUGCAGCCACAAGUGACAAUUAUGGAAAAAUACUGAAAUCUAUAACAGUAGCACAAACUGAACGACAUAAAGUAAUAUCAAUCGAAAGUUUGCUAACAUCUACCAGAGCUGAUAACUGCUAACCUUUUUUUUCCCCUUUAAGCGAUUAAGCUCGGCCUUUCAGGGGUUCUCUAUGGCAGCCAUGUUGGCUCUACGGUAGCUGUUCAAUCAUUUUUGUAAAUUAGGGAUCAUUAACUGCACUUUCGGGUUUGGGUAAAUAAAAGUUUUGUCCUUUUUAAAAUAAAGAACAUCUUGUAAAAACAUUACCUUACUUUGCUCUCUAUUUAGCUGCGUAGCACUCAGUGGAAAGACCUAACCAUUUAACAUUAGCGUUCCAGAAAGAGGUAUGUUAAUAAUGCACAUGCUAACACGUAGCAUGCUAGAAUUGCUCACAUGUUUUUGGGUUUUAGUUGAGCUAACGUAGAAAUACAGUCUUAUCCGGCAAAAAUAACGCAACAUGACUUAAAUGUUUUUUGACUUUUGUUUGUUUGUCCCGACUGUUUGCAAAAGAAGAGGAAUGUCGGUGUCCUCUUUUAAAUCCUGUCUUUGAGAGACAAAUUGCCACUUGUUUGAUGUAAGAACUGACCUCUUGUCAAAUAUCAAGAUACUUUUUGGGGAAAAACCUAGCCAUGUUUUCGCUGAUGUUAGCUUCUGUAGGUAACUCAGUUAUUAAGAUGUUAUGGACGCCAGGCCUUAUCAGUGAGGCUUGACAAACAAUGAACUCUUACAUUGUACACUCCAAUAAAAGGUUGAUAUUUA